UCUUGGCAACAGGAGGAUCGAGACCCGCUCCGGCCCCGGUGCCCCAGACCCGACGCCCUGAAAGCUGCAACUUCCUUUCCCCUUUGGCGCUUUUUUUGUUUCUGUUGUUGUUUUUGGACCUACUGGAAAAUGAAGGGGAAGCCAUUUCAGAAGGCCACAAGUCAGAACUUACCAUGCCCCCAAACAAAGAGGCUAACAGUUUUGCCAGCCCCCCCGCAGGGCUCAUCUGCCUCCCUCCUAUCUCAGAGGAGCUGCAGCUCGUGUGGACCCAGGCUGCCCAGACCAGUGAGCUAGAUGGCAACGAGCACUUGUUACGGACUUUCAGUUACUUUCCCUACCCCAGCCUAGCAGACAUUGCACUGCUCUGCCUUCGCUAUGGACUGCAGAUGGAGAAAGUUAAGACCUGGUUUAUGGCCCAGCGCCUCCGCUGUGGCAUCAGCUGGUCAUCAGAAGAGAUUGAGGAGACUCGGGCCCGGGUUGUCUACAACCGGGACCAACUCCACUUCAAAUCCCUUCUUUCUCUUACUCAUCAUGCAGGGCGACCCCCUGAGGAUGUUCCACCCACCCCAGUGCCACCCCCAGACUCGGCUGGCACCCACAUUGGCCCUCUGACACUUAGUGAGCCCCCUCAGGUGAAACGGUUAAAGAUGGAGCCUGAAGAGUCCUCCUUACUGCCCUUGAGCCACCACAAGGCCAAGGAACCCCUGGUUGCACCUGGCAGUGGGGCCUUCCCCCAUCAACCUGGUUUCUGGCAGGAACUGCAAAGUGGUCUCUCCAAGGAGCUGAUAAGCAGAGGUCUUGACCAUCAACCACACAGCCUGGGAACUACUGCCUGGGAUCACUCUACUGGCUUCCAUCUGUCACACACUCGGGACAGGCCCUCACCUAUUGCAUUACUUGCCAAUAGCUGCAAGCAGGAGCCAGCAUCCAUCCUGCCUCCUUCCUCUACCUCUUCUUCCUCUUUCCAAGUAAUGGCUAAUGGAGCCACUGCCUCCUCUAAACCCCUUCAGUCACUGGGAUGUGUUCCUCAGCCACCCUCCCCCAACGAACAGGCACUACCUCCACAUUUGGAGCCUGCUUGGCCACAAGGUCUAAGACAUGGCCCAGGGCCAGGCAGAGUUGCUUCAGCAGAGUACUACUUCCCAGAUAUGCAGCGACAACGUAAGACCAAGCGCAAGACCAAAGAGCAGCUGGCCAUUCUAAAGUCCUUCUUUUUACAGUGUCAGUGGGCUCGGCGUGAGGAUUACUGCAAACUGGAACAAAUCACUGGCCUACCUAGACCUGAGAUUAUCCAAUGGUUUGGUGACACCCGCUAUGCCCUCAAGCAUGGACAACUGAAAUGGUUUCGCGAUAAUGCAGUGCCUGGCCCCCCCAGUUACCAGGAACCAGCUACCGCUACUCCACGACCUCUAGCCUGGCCUUUACAAGAAUGGACUGAGAUGCCUCCACUGCCCCUCCCUCCCCGUCCCCCAGACACAAGUCCCCUGGAACGGUACUGGAUAGUCCACCAACAGUUACGAGAAGAUGACCUCCCUCGACUGAGUCUAGAGUCAGGGUUGAGCACCCAGCAAGUGUUAGACUGGUUUUAUUCUCGUUCACCUGAGCCAGCAGAGGUGGUAGUUUGUCUGGAUGAAGAGGAUGAAGAAGAAGAGGAAGAAGACCUUCCAGAAGAGGAUGGGGGUGAGGAGGAAGAGGAGGAGGAAGAAGAAGAGGAUGAAGUGAUCAUACAGGAUUGAAUGGGGAAUUGGGGAGGGGGGUGUUAUUAGAAGAUGAACCAACUUAGUGACUGUUUAAACAAACAAAAAAACCCUCAUUUUUCUUACCUUGUUGUCAAAGAACUGAAAGGCUGUGUGUUUGGUGGGGGGAAGGUAGAGACAUAGAAAGUGAGGGUCUUGGGGUGGGGGGUGGAGGCCAGAGACCAGAAAUAUGAAAUAUGGGUCUUCUGUCCUUUAUCAUUCCUUUUUUUGAAGAGAGUGGGGAAUUUGACCCAAACUACCUUGGGUUGCCACCAGAACCUAGAUCGAUAUCUCUCUCUCUCUCUCCCUCCCUCUUCCCCUCCCUCCCUCUCUUUACCUCCUUCCCUCUCCUCCCCACCCCCCCAGCUUGUGUUGCCCUUUUUGUCCUAGUUUACUACAGUGACUGGAAUUAGGUCUCAAUUCUUGGAGGCCAUGAUUACUCAUAUAAAGAUAAUUGAUGAAGGAAAGUAAAGAGAGUUCUGAUUGAAGUUCAGCAGAAACUUAUGUAUGGUUCAGUGCAUCUUGCCAUUUCUGCUACAUUUUCCUUAGUAUGAGGGUCAAAGCUGCCUCACUCUCUUCCAUCUGAGUGCAUAUCUAAGGCAUGAUGUAGGGUAGAACCUUGGCCUGUCUCUAACUCACAUAUUUCCUUAUUCUCUCCACUUUAACUCAAACCUCAUGCUAUUCUUAUCUACUUAUCCACACUCUGUCACCAGCAGCAAAUGUACUACUUGUAAUGUUAAGAUUCUAUUUUUUUUUAAACUAACUUUGACAUAACCACCCUGCUCCUUAUAUGCCCCUUUGCUGGAUCAAGCCUUGUCCACAUUCUACCCAUAUCAUGGCAAUUUUCCCAGUGAGCACAAAGAAAGUACUGCAAUAAUGUAGUGGCUGAUCUAGAUGAAAUCUAUAGAUGGUAGAAAAUAGAGCAAAAACUUAACCCUAAGAGAAGCAAAUAGUGAUGAGGUGUCUGCUAUUCAUGAACUCAAUGGAAGAUGGUCCCAGGUUUGGUUUUACAAACCAGUCCCCUGUUACAUCUCUAUUGCCCAUAUUGCAAGGCCAGAGCUACAUAAGAGACUGGCAUUUCAUUUGUUUGGGGGAUUGGUUUUGUCACUAGGGGAAGAAUCUUUUUUCCACCUUAAUUUAUGUUGAAUGUCUUGGAAUAGAGGGACUAUGGCCUCUGCCUAAAUUAAUCUUUGGUUUGUUAUGGAAUGGUUUUCAUCAGUUGGUGUUGGAUAAAAAGAAAGUGUAAAUCA
Molecule: messenger RNA, 2986 nt
Organism: Vombatus ursinus (common wombat)
Lineage: Eukaryota; Metazoa; Chordata; Mammalia; Diprotodontia; Vombatidae
Gene: HOMEZ
Product: homeobox and leucine zipper encoding
Exons: 2
Coding region: 174-1736 (520 amino acids)
Biological process (GO): regulation of transcription by RNA polymerase II
Cellular component (GO): nucleus
Molecular function (GO): DNA binding; DNA-binding transcription factor activity, RNA polymerase II-specific
Source: RefSeq, a predicted model, not a curated record